AGAUUCCUGCUGGAUUCGGGUUGCCGCCCGAUCCGACUGUCGUUCUCCUUCUUUUUCGUCUUCCAUACCCGAAUCUGGUUCUGAGCAGCUGCUGUUAGAGAGAGAAACUCGACAAACGUAGAGAGAGAGGAUGGGGACGAGGACCAAUUUCUACAAGAAUCCUUCGUUCGCUUGCAACAGAGACUUCAAUCUCUCCUCCGCUCUUCGAAACCUCAAAAGUAACUUCCUCCCUCCUCUUUCGCCGCUCGGCUGCAAAAUGUGAGCCGGUCACAUCGCCGGAAUUCGUUUUCCGGUUUUAUCAUCGAUUCGCUGCGCGUGUUGAAGCGGUAGCUUACAACAUCGUGACUGGAAGCGUCUCCUUGACUGAUGGAGAACCUUCGAAACGAUGAGAAUGCCGAGCGCCGCCGCCGCCGGGACUCUGGAGCGCCGCGUGGCGGGAGCGGCGUCGCCGUGGAGGACGAUCGGCCGAUGUCGCACGAGGAAUACGUCCAAAAGAGGAGGAGAGAAACGAGCACGGGUCAGGUUUAUCAGGAAUUGACUCCCGAUGUUCUGGGGGCUUCGAGUUCGGGUUUGAACUUAGUUGACUACGCAAGCGAUGGAAGCACUUCUGAAAGGGAUGAAGAGAAGGAGACUGAAAUUUGUGGUAAUAUUUUUGAAGGCGACCAAACCAAUGGAAAAGCAAUCUAGGUAAGAUUAGAAGUGAGCAAAGAUUUCCCCUGCCUGGAGAACCGGUUUGCCUGGUGUGUGGCAAAUAUGGAGAAUAUAUUUGCGAUGAGCUUCAGCUGAGUUUGUUUCUGGAUCAUCUGUGCCUGAAGAAGAAAAUUAUGCUUGGGAUUAUGUUCAGCACCGGUGGUCCAAUAGGAAAUCCAGUCUCUCCACUUAUCUAGGGUAAGGUUUGCUAGACCUACUUGUCAUUGUUCUUCUCAGUCUGUUUAAAUGGGUUAAUCCUGGAUAAAGAAGAAAUAAUUUUAAAUUUUCCAUGCUAUGAGAAUGGAUGAAUCUUGUUAUUUUUUCUAGUACUUAUUUUCUUUUUGGACCUGCGUACUCCCUCUGGUUUUCAAUAUGCAGAAAGGGAAAAGGUUUUGUGGAUCUUUUUCAUCACAUGGCCACAUUAUAUUCCUAUUUGUGCUAUGUUGCAUACAAAAUCUUUGUUAAU
Messenger RNA from Eucalyptus grandis, 1156 nucleotides. RefSeq lists its product as uncharacterized. NCBI's taxonomy places the organism in Eukaryota, Viridiplantae, Streptophyta, Magnoliopsida, Myrtales, Myrtaceae. The coding region runs from base 367 to 687 and encodes 106 amino acids. The transcript is spliced from 6 exons. The record is from RefSeq and is a predicted model, not a curated record.